CGGAAAUCUACCGGAAAGGGCAGUAAUAUUUCGCGCCAAAUUGAAACAACAGAGCAGUCGGUCUGAGCGGUGGAAGAGAGAGGCUGAGACAAAAACCACCAGGCUGUACUUUUUACUUUUUGUCUUCUUUGUUUAUCUCGGUGAAGUUGAAGUGCUGCUAACAUGGAGGAGGCCAACAAGCUAAUCGGUGCCGGUAAGAAGCACCUUGUAAUGGGAAAGGUGGUGGAGGCAGUGGGCGCCCUGCAGGAGGCCUGCGGCAUGCUAGCUAAAAAGUACGGGGACACAGCAGACGAAUGCGGAGAGGCUUUCUACUGGUGCGGUAAAGCUCUGCUAGAUUUGGCUCGGAUGGAGAACUCAGUCCUAGGUAAUGCUUUGGAAGGAGUACCUGAGGAGGAGGACGAAGACAAAUCCAAGGACUCCAAUGUUGACAGCACAGAAAACGUAGACGAGAAGACCCGAGAUGAGCUGAGGGUUCAGGUGUAUGACGCCAUGGCGGAGAAGAAAGAUGAGAAAGAGAAGAAAAAAGAAGACUCGGAGGCAGUGGAGCAGAAUGAAGAGAAAAAAGAUGUAAAAAAGGCAGAAGGCGUUGAUGAGCAACCAAAGGAAACAAAGAAAGAGGCAGAAAAGGAAAAGAGCGAGACUGAUGAACCCAAAUCUGAAAGUAAAGAAAAGGAGAAGAGCGAGACUGAUGAACCCAAAUCUGAAAGUAAAGAAAAGACAGAAAAGGAGAAGAAGAGCGAGACUGAUGAGCCCAAAUCUGAAAGUAAAGAAAAGACAGAAAAGGAAAAGAGCGAGACUGAUGAGCCCAAAUCUGAAAGUAAAGAAAAGACAGAAAAGGACAAGGAGGCUGAGAAAGAAUCAGGAGAUGAAGGAGAUGGUGGGGAGGAGGAGGAGGAAGAAGAAGAAGAUGAUGAUGGCGAGAAUGAAGAAAUGGAGUGUGAUGCAGAGGAUCAGGGUGAAGGAGAUGGCACUGCAGAGAAGGACAGCGAUGAAGAGGAGGAAGUAGGGAACUUGCAGCUCGCCUGGGAGAUGCUGGAAGUAGCUAAGGUCAUCUACAAAAGGAAAGAGCUCAAAGAGGAUCAACUCAUGGCAGCUCAGACUCACUUAAAACUUGGCGAAGUUUCUGCUGAAUCAGGAAACUACACGCAGGCGAUAGAGGAUUUCCAGGAAUGUCUGAAACUGCAGGUGAAGCACCUGGACCCUGACAGCCGCCUUCUUGCUGAGACUCACUACCAGCUGGGUGUGACCUACAGCUUAGACAUGCAGUACAGCCAGGCCAUAGAGUCGCUGCAGAGCUCCAUCUCCGUCAUCAAGAGCAGGCUCGACAAACUUCAGAAGCUGCUGGAUAAGGCGGAGGGGCCAGAGGCUCUGCCCGAAGAGAGGAAAGAGAUGGAGGAGCUGAAGACUCUGCUGCCGGAGAUCAAGGAGAAGGUGGAGGACGCCACAGAGGCUCAGAAAACGACGAGCAGAGCUGCUGAGGAUGUGAAGGGAGUACUGGACGGAGGCUCAACUUCCUCUGCUUUCCCUGGAUCCACUGUGCAGAACGGAAACUCCUCUUCCAGCUCAAAGAUUAACGGCACAUCAACUAAUGGCGUCAGCUCCACUAAUGGACACGCCUCAACUGCUGCAGCAUCCGACAUCUCCCACCUGGUCAGGAAGAAGAGGAAACCAGAGGAGAGUCCAGUGAAGGAGGGCGUGGUGAAGAAGGUGAAGCAGGAUGUUGGUCAGGUUAACGGAAAACAAGAGGCUAAAACCAACGGAGACGCUUAGGUGAAGAGGAAGUAAAGCUGGACUCCCUCCUGGUUUUUGAUUCCUCCUGAGAAGAGAGAACCGUUUCAUGAAGCUCAAACUGUUGCUACACGUUGUAAAUCUGUAAAUCUUGUUCUGUCUAUUGAUAUGUAAGUGUGUACACAUUUAAACUAUGAUGUUCAAUAAAGUCAUUAUUUGAUAAA
Molecule: messenger RNA, 1952 nt
Organism: Labrus mixtus (cuckoo wrasse)
Lineage: Eukaryota; Metazoa; Chordata; Actinopteri; Labriformes; Labridae
Product: histone-binding protein N1/N2-like
Exons: 14
Coding region: 163-1770 (535 amino acids)
Biological process (GO): DNA replication-dependent chromatin assembly; CENP-A containing chromatin assembly
Cellular component (GO): nucleoplasm
Molecular function (GO): histone binding
Source: RefSeq, a predicted model, not a curated record